CUUUGUUUUAUAUUUAUGGUAAUCUGAGUAAAGAUUAAUGUAUGCAGGUUAUCAUCAUUGUAAUCAAGUCUCAAAUGGUAUCCACAGCAUUGUAUUCACCGUCCAUAACUGGAGGGUCCAGCAGGACCUUGUUCUAAUUCAUUUGCAGGCCUACAUCAGAACAUGCACAUAGAGAGUUAUGUAAACACGCACGUUUACCCUUAUUUACACAGGGAGGUCAUGUCAGGACAUUCUCUAGUUGGACACACAGGCUCACAGAACUGCACAACAUGCCAUGUCACACACUUGUUUUUCUCUAAAGUAUCAUCUGAUGUUUGUAUAAAGAGAACUUUGGACUAUGGGGAGACUGUUAUCAUUUCCAGUAAGGUCUAACUGUGUGAUGGGUUAUAUAAGGAUGGGGAACGGUCCACUCUUUGGAGAUCUGUGGCUGUACGCUUGUCUUCCCAUGCUUCUGUCUUAGAAGCAUGUAAUAAAAUCACUAUGUUUGUCACCUACACGGACUCGGCUGUUUUUCCUUCUUACCCAAACUGAACCAGACGUAACAAAAUCUUUGGACAUCUUUGGAAAGCUCAGACAAAGACAAGUAAAAAGACAACUGAUGGAAAUGAGCAGCUUUAUGUAUGAGGGACAUUUUGAGGGAAUGAGGAACACGUUAAAAUGUGAGAGGAGGGUCAGGACAGGUGACAGGUGGGAGUGGCAGCAUCUGAAGUGUCAGCAGAGUGCAUGAUGGGAACAUAAAAAGACUGACUGAAUAAAGAACGACAGAAAGCCCAAAGCAUCACAGGCCUGUUUGCUUUGACAUUACAACAUCUAAACUGAGAAGUGUUUCACUCACUCUGUUUCUGCUAAAAUCACACAUUGACUUUUACGUUGUCGUCUCUCCUCUGUAGCAGCCUGAUCAUUUGGUGAUGAGUUUUGUGACAGUCCAGUCUGUGAACAUCAUGACAGACAUCAUGUUACUGAGUCUCCUCCUUAUUCCAAGCACUUUGGCUGCUUGUCCUCAAGAUUCACACCUGUUCAUCACUGCACCAACAGAGAUGGAAGCUCUGAGUGGAUCUUGUUUACAAAUCCCAUGUAACUUUAGUGAAAUUGGAACAGAAAAGGUUGACAGCACAAGACCUGUGUUUGGAGUGUGGAUUAAAAAUCAUUCUGAUAUUUUUGCACAUCCAAACAAUGAGAUCUUCAACAGCAGUGGGACAGUUAACAUCUAUCCAAUGAACAUUACAGGAAACCUGAAGGAGAAACACUGCACCACUCUGUUUUCCAAUUUAACCACAAAUUAUACAAACACAUACUACUUCAGAAUUAUGAACUGGCCCUACAGAGCAACAGCUGUUUGUGAUCCUCUUAAAAUAACAAUUAAAGAUUCUCCUUGGAGGCCCAAUAUUACAAUCCAAGGUGAUCUGAAGGAGAAGGAGUCUGUCACUAUAACCUGCUCAGCUCUCACUCCCUGUCCACACUCCCCUCCUCAACUCACCUGGAAUCUCCAACAAGACUCUCACAACAAAAUAGAGAAAAACACAGAUGGAAGCUUUACAACUAAAAUCCAGCAGAACAUCACUCUGUCAGACACACAUGAUGGAAAGAAGAUCAGCUGCUCUGCCAGAUAUCCUGUGAACCAAGGAAACGACACCAAGACAGCAGAGACAGAAGAGACUCUCAGUGUUUCAUAUGCUCCUAAAGACACCUCAGCAUCCAUCAGUCCAUCAGGUUUGGUGUCAGCAGGCAGCUGGGUGAACCUGACCUGCUUCAGCAGAGCCAAACCUCCAGUCAGCAACUUCACCUGGUUCAAGAAGAGCAGAGAUGGAGCUGUGAAAGCAUCUGAAGGAGAGAUUUACAGCUUCAAUGUAACAGAUGGAGGAGUUUAUUACUGUGUGGCCACUAAUGAUCUGGGUAAUCAGACAUCAGCAGUGAUUCGUGUGACUGUUGCAGGUCUCAUUUCAUCUGAAGUCACACUGUGGCCACUUAUUGGUGGAAUCAUUGGGAUUGUUGACCUCUUACUUCUGUAAUGUUAUUCUGCUUAAUGGUUUUUGUUUGGUAAGUAUCACACUUCAAAGCAGAAAACAGAAAAAAAGUUGCUGACACAAAUAUGUUACCUGCACAUUAAAAAUAUUUGUUUCAAAUCACAUUUAAUUUUUCUCAAAUCUAAAUUAAAUACUGUACUCAAUUUAACUGCUGUUUAUUUCUUCCUGGUGAUUAAAUAUAGCUCCUUUGUUUAUGAUCAUGUUUAUACAGUUUUUCCAUGCUCAGAUGCUGUGUGUGCUCUCCUGUGAUUUAUUUGUAUGUUAGAUAUCUUGGUAUAAAUGUAUCAGAGUUAACAAAGAUGUUGUUCAAAUGAUGUCCAAAUGCAACAAAACCAUCCUGAAAGCAAUUCUGUAAAGAUCAAAUGCAAUACUGUGAUACUUCUGAUUCAUCACACAAUAAUAAACUAAGUACAAUUUUUGACAAAGUGGGAUUUUGCCAAAAUGUUAGUGAAAAUUAAGGGGUUGCCAUUAAAGCAUGUUUUAUUAAAAAAUAUUAAAUUAAGAACUCUGCCUUAUCAAAUAGAAUAGAAUAACCCUUUAUUUUAAUUGUAUAUGUACAAUACAAUUAUGAAAUUAAGCAGUUAAUAAGUUGUAUUUUGUGUUCUUUACAUUUGCAAAUGUGAAGUGGCAAUACAUUACAACAACUGGAAUUAAUGUAAUUAUUAAAUCUUUUAUUCAAAUUCUUGGAUUUUAUUUGCUUGAUGUUGUGGAAAGCUUUGCUGACUAAAAAAUGCCUAAGACACACGUGUUAAAUUUAUAAGUGUUUAACUGCAAAGUCUGACAUUCAUCAACAUCUUCUUCACUGAACUUUUUUACACUCUGUGAAUAAACUCUGUGAAAGAA
Messenger RNA from Maylandia zebra (zebra mbuna), 2867 nucleotides. RefSeq names its product myelin-associated glycoprotein-like. Lineage: Eukaryota; Metazoa; Chordata; Actinopteri; Cichliformes; Cichlidae. The record is from RefSeq and is a predicted model, not a curated record.